UUUUCCCUUUAUUUAUUCAUUUGUAUGUUUAUUCAUUUUUUAGAAAAUAAUUCUUGUAAUGAAUUCUUCACCAUCUACGAAAAGAAAAUAUAAUAAAGAUCAUUAUGAGCAAAGUACUAACUAUAAGCGACCUCAUUAUGAUGAUACUGUGUCUGAAACAAAUAAUGAAGAAAUCAAACAGUUUUCUUCCGAUCAACGAUUAGCUCAACUUGAUGAACCUAUUUGUGUUGUCUGUGGAAAAUACGGUGAAUAUAUAAAUAAUGACACAGAACAAGAUGUUUGCAGUUUGCAAUGUAAAGCGAUCAAUACUGAUUUAAAUCAACAUCGACGUCAACGGCGUCUACGAUCACGACGUCCUGUUAUAAAUACUCAACUUCAUGACUAUGUAGCUUCUAAUCUUCAUGCAAAAUUAACAAAUUAUCAAGAGCCUGAUUCAAUUCGUAAUCAAACAAAUGAACAAGUAGAUCAAAUGUUAAAAGCACAUGAUAUAAAAAUCAAUGGCUCUCAUAUACCCAAACCUUUUAGCACUUACGAUCAACUUCAAUCGAUCUUGGGAGAUACCCUUUUAAGCAACAUUGAAUCUAUAGGAUGGUCCAUGGCCACUGGCAUUCAACGUCAAGCUGUUACUAUUAGUCUAGCAGGUCGUGACUUGCUGGCGAUUGCACCUAAACGUUCAGGUAAAACAGGGGCAUAUCUAAUUCCUUUGAUAGUGCAUUGCAUGUCUUUAUCUAAAUGGGACCAACAUAAACGACGUGCUGGACCUUAUGCCUUGAUCAUCUCCCCUACACGUGAAUCAUGUAUUAAGAUUGAAACAGUUUGUAAACAGUUGACAUUAGGUAUUCGUAACCUACGUACAGGACUAUUGAUUGGUGGCGAGCCAUUACCGACUCAGCUAUAUCGUCUGAAGAAGGGAGUACAGAUUGUGAUUGGCACUCCAGGACGUAUCUUGGAGAUAGCAAGCCAACAUGCACCCUUAUUAAGGUUAUGGAAGAUACAGAUGUUGGUGAUGGAUAGCGUGGAUACUAUGUUGAGUCAGGGCUUUGGGAGUCAAGUAAAGCAAAUUAUGGGCAAAUUCCCAAAUACCACAGUUCGACAAACACUUUAUUAUUUCACCAAACUGAGUGAAGACAAAAUGAUGGAUGGACUUUGCCGUCACUUGAAUUCGCCAGUCAAUGUCAAAGUAUUAUCAAAGGAAGAAAUAGAAGACGAAAAUAGAGUUUAUUAUCACGAUACUGGACAAUCAGAACAAACGAAGCCAAUAUUCAGAUAUAUUCAAACGAUUAAAAAAAAGGACAGAAGAUAGUUUUUUUUUUCUUGUGUACAUUUAUGGCAACAAAUAUAUGUAGACUUGUUUCAUUCUAGUCCUUCUCCUAUUUCUGUUGCCAAAGCCGUAGUUUCAAAUAAAUAAACAAAUAAACAAACAAAU
Cokeromyces recurvatus is the source of this 1426-nucleotide messenger RNA. RefSeq names its product P-loop containing nucleoside triphosphate hydrolase protein. Gene Ontology annotation, molecular function: nucleic acid binding; ATP binding. The record is from RefSeq and is a predicted model, not a curated record. Bases 59 to 1303 code for a protein of 414 amino acids. The transcript has 2 exons. NCBI's taxonomy places the organism in Eukaryota, Fungi, Mucoromycota, Mucoromycetes, Mucorales, Mucoraceae.